This is a messenger RNA of Labrus mixtus (cuckoo wrasse), 3320 nucleotides long. RefSeq names its product mitogen-activated protein kinase kinase kinase 14 (gene map3k14b). Gene Ontology annotation, molecular function: ATP binding; protein kinase activity. Gene Ontology annotation, biological process: protein phosphorylation; positive regulation of canonical NF-kappaB signal transduction. NCBI's taxonomy places the organism in Eukaryota, Metazoa, Chordata, Actinopteri, Labriformes, Labridae. The record is from RefSeq and is a predicted model, not a curated record. The transcript is spliced from 14 exons. Bases 43 to 3063 code for a protein of 1006 amino acids.
GUCUGCGUUUUUUCCUUUUCUCUUCCAGUUCUCUCAUCCUUGAUGCACAGCGACAGUGACAGAGAAAUGGCCAUACCGCGGAUGUUUAACUCCAACACGCCCUUCGUCAUCGUCACCGGAGGCUCUGAGCUCACGUUUCUUGGCAAAGAGGAGGACUGCGAGGGCUGUGAGGAGGAGAAGGACUCGCUGGUCCAGGCCAUCGCCCCCCAUCUGAGCCGAGUGAUGCAGCACGGCACGGCCAAACACGUGGUCACCGAGGGGCGGGAGGAAGCCGAGGAGGAUCACUGUGUGUCCAUCGUCGCUCAGGCAGAGAGUGAAGACUUUCAGGAGUUCAGCCCCACAAAAACACAGCGCCCUUACUCAAGGUGUCAGUUGCUCAAAAAGCACAGGUUUCUCAGCCAGGAAGCUGCUCUUAUGAGUGACUCUGAGGAUGAAGACGUCGACGUGGCCGGCAAACUCCCGCACCACCACCUCCAGAGGAAACAGCGCAGGAAGUCGGGGAGACAGAUCCCGGAGGUGGGGGAAGAACCUCCGAUUAUCCGCGGCCUUUGGGUGCAGGAGAUUGAUUGGCUUAAGUCGGCAGAGAUCAUCCCGCCUCCUCCUCAGUUUACGGACUCCUGUAGUCAUGGAGACGAGCGGCUCUGUGCGCAUGGAGGCUGCAGCUGUGCAGAUGUGUCUCCAUCGGAGGACAGAUCAGGAGACGCAGAGGACUCGUCCACCAGCGAGCACAGAGCAUGCUCGGACUCUGACUGCGGCCUGGAGCGGGAUUCUGAAUCCAUCUGCACUCAUGAGAGCGAGUCGGACUCGUCCUGCGGUGCGGACGACGUCACACGCGCAGCAGACAGUUUAGGGGUUGAAGCCAGGAGCUCAAAGUUGACCUUUGACCUCAUGAAUGUGUCCGGCUUUAACUCUUACUCCCACACUGAGUGGGAUUCUGACUCCACAGGGCGUGUGCAAAGCCUGCUGGGAAUGACAGACUCCACAGAGUCGCUCAGCUCUGUGAAUAUUUCCCAGAAUGCCUUUGGUUUUGAUGACACGAGUGAUAGUGACACAGUUUUGGAUUUCCUCAGAGGCAGAGUGACACAGAUGCCGAAGCUCUCUGUUUCACCUUUCUUCGUGGAUUUAAUAAAACAGACUCUGAACGGCUGGAGGAGCAGAAAACCAGGAAAUGAAGGGCUUAUAUUUGACCAUCAGCUUCAGCCCGACAGCUGUCAGUACAGAGAGGGAGAGGAGUACCGUGUUCUUCAUCACAUACAGAACGGCUCAUACGGUGACGUGUUCUGCGUUCAGGACAAAAAGUCGGGGUUCAAAUGUGCUGCCAAGAGGAUCCCUCUGAGUCACUUCAGCAGCGAGGAGGUGAGCACGUGGAGCGCUCUGAACUGUCCUCGUGUUGUCGAGCUGUUUGGGGCUGUGAGGGAGGGGAUCAACGUCGUGCUCUUCAUGGACUUGAAGCCAGCGUGUUUGGCUCAGCUCCUAAAAGAGAUGGAUACGCUGCCUGAGGAUUUGGCCCUGCACUACCUUCAUCAGACACUGGGGGCGCUAGAACACCUGCACCACAGAAGGGUCCUUCACCUGGAUGUCAAAGUUGACAAUGUGCUGCUGUCUGCAGACUGCAGGGACACAUUCCUCUGCGACUUUGGUCUCUCAGAGACUUUGGAUGACAGCGGAUGGAGCAGCAGGGCGUUCAGGGGAGCUGCCUUCCCCGGCACAGAGAGCCACAUGGCCCCCGAGGUGGCACGAGGGGAUGGACUGUGUGCCAAAGCCGACGUGUGGAGCAGCUGCUGUAUGCUUCUGCACAUGCUCAAUGGUUGCCAACCGUGGAUACGCUACUACUCCCACCCACUUUGUCUGCAGAUUGUCAACGAGCCUCCGCCGCUGUGGGAGGUGCCAUCCAACUGUAACAACUUCACAGCCAAAGUGUUCAGGGCCGGACUCCAGAAAGAGCCAGACAGACGAGCAUCAGCAAAGGAGCUGAGGAAGAAAACCACCAAGGCCCUCAGAGCUGUUGGAGGUCUGAGUCCCUGGUCCAUUAGAAGUGCCUGUGAGAAGCUUUUUCAUGGCAAGCACCAGAAUGAAGACAACCCAUGCUCUUUGUCAGCCAUGAUCCCCGCCAUCCCAUCAGCACCUGGGAUGUACUGGGUGAGCCCUUGGAGAACCACAGCAGUGGACGAGGACAGCAAUAACUCAAAAUAUGGUGAAUCGGACGACGACUUUGAUCCAGAGGCAGAUUCCUUAACGAGAGAAUGGGACUCUCAGCCGAAAACACUGCAGGAUGAUUAUGCUGCUGGGGAAAAGGACUGGGACUCCUGCUCUGACUCAGAGGAGGACAUAUACAUGGGAGAGGAGGAAUAUGAUCAGGAAAAUCGUCUGAAAACUGACCGGGACUAUGAGGGGGAUUGGGAAGAGGAAGGAGACGAAGAGGAGGAGUAUGAAGAUGAUGAAGAAGAUUGGGACUCUUCUAUAUCUACUGAGUAUCUCCGUGCUCUCAAAGGCCUUUUCCCUUUGCUGCAAAAAGGCCAAAUGACAAACGAUGAUUCAUGGGGAUCAGAGCCAGAGCUGGAAUACCUUCGGGAUGAUGUAGCUAAAGGCACCAUAAUCCAGACCCCGUCCCCUGAACCUCGAGAUGACCCUCCGUCCUGUUUCAGCUGCUCUGACUCGUCACAGCUGGAUGCCUCAGACAAGGAUCACUCCUCAGACGAUCUGAGCUCUGGAGUCUUCUCCUCAUGUAACAGUCAGACAGACGGACACAUGGAGUGGUUAGCCUCAGCAAACCAGCCCCCCUCACACUGCUUUGAUGGUGUUGACAUCUGGAUUGAGAACGUGCAGGGCGAGUGUCUGAGGAUCCGAGAACGUCGGCAGGUCAAAGUGGGACACGUUGCUAUUGGAAUCAGUGAUCAGGUUUCAGGGAAAGCCUUCACCUUGGAGACCCUGGACAGAAAGACGGUGUCCUUUGAAGAAGAAAUCAGAGAGUCGGGUCUGUGGCUGCGCUGCGUUCCUGCUCCUGACAGAUGUCAGCGCUGGAGGUGGAGAGUCAAAGACAGCAAACUGGAGCUUCGAGAAUGACAUAAAUGUUUGUUUUCUUUAAUUGUUUUAACUUGCACUAACUUUAGGUAAUAAUUGUUAUUUGACUAUGUCAAUUUUUAACAUGUAUAUGUAGUCCAGAAUGAUCUGCUGCUGAUUUGAGGGAGUUUUUUUGUUAUGAAUCUUUAGUUUUUCUCUGUAUAUUUAUUUAUAUUUUUAUGUGUUUGUUCCCUCGAUGGUCUGGAAACCAGAGUGUGUCAAGUUUAUCGCUGCUGUUUGAGAGAGAAGCUGUGUCAUAG